This is a messenger RNA of Linderina pennispora, 2060 nucleotides long. RefSeq lists its product as uncharacterized. Gene Ontology annotation, molecular function: superoxide-generating NAD(P)H oxidase activity. The record is from RefSeq and is a predicted model, not a curated record. The transcript has 5 exons. Gene Ontology annotation, cellular component: NADPH oxidase complex; plasma membrane. Gene Ontology annotation, biological process: defense response; superoxide anion generation. Bases 84 to 2060 code for a protein of 658 amino acids. Lineage: Eukaryota; Fungi; Kickxellomycota; Kickxellomycetes; Kickxellales; Kickxellaceae.
AUCUACGUUUGCUGCUGCCUGUCAUCUGUACAUACUUUGGUACCAGGACGCUGCUUAUUACUAUUGUCCAUUCCAUUGACACAAUGCCACCAACAGGAUCCAUACACAAUCCUAUUCAGGACUCCCGCCAGCCAACGGGUACUUCGGCUGGUCAAGAUACUCUGCCCUCCCAGCCCAGAACCACAGCCACACCCGCCAAUCUUGCUCCACUGACCAUCCCGACUUUGUCUCAGCCAGCUGCCAUCAAGGAGAGCCCGCAGUCGACUGCUGCCAACUCCGAAAGUGGCAACAUUGCGUCCAGUGGCAAGACUCGCCGCUUCCAGUGGCGUGACCUGCUCGACCCGGAAUUCUACCCCGAGAUCACUAUUCGACGCACCGUGUUCUUUGCUAUCUGGAUGAUUCCGCACAUCAUUCUGACUGCGUACCACGGGUCCGACAAGAGACGUCCACUGGUCAAGAGGAUGAACGUCACAUCGAUGCACUGUAUGCUGUUCGAUGUUGCCUGCAUUAUGAUCUUUAUGUCGCCCACAUUCCUGAUGCUACUGCAGCGUACCUUCUUGCCUCGGUUCAUCAAGUUCGAAAAGAACAUCCAUGCCCACAAGGUCGCCGCAUACACGAUGCUGUUUUGGUCAGCAGUGCACAUUGGCAUUUAUUACCAACGCUAUAUUGACGAGACAAGCCCUACGAUCAAGAAAGGGAAGGUGGUUCCGGGAGUUCCAUUAUAUAAGCCCCUCUUUGUUAAGAAGACUGGCUGGACCGGCCAUGUUUUGCUGUUCUGCUUCUUCUUCAUCACCAUCAUGUCUAUCAGAAUCGUCCGCAAGCGCCAGUUCGAGUUGUUCUAUUACGUGCAUCACUUGUUCCUGGUGACAUUCGUAUUCCUUUUCCUCCAUCAUGACAACCACCUCGCAUACAAGUACAUUGCUGGCCCACUCGCUUUGUAUGCCCUUGACCGCCUCUACCGCAACCUGCGCAGUGUCUUUGGCAAGUCGCCUAUUCGCGCUGUGAUCCAGCACCCAUCUGGCGUGGUCGAGAUUCAGAUGGAUAAGAAGAUCGUCGGUGUCCGCCCCGGCCAGUACGUCAAGGUCUACUGUCCCUCGGUCUCGAUGCUGCAGUGGCACCCACUGACAAUCUCCAGCGCACCUGAGGAGGAGCUUCUCACCAUCCACUUCCGCCUCGAAGGCAGCUGGACCCGCAACCUGGCCAAGCGUCUCGGCUGCAACUUUGGCGACGAUGUCCGUGGCUCUAGUGUGCAGAAUGUGGUUUCCAAGGACGACGGCGUCGAUGUAUUCAAGUUUGCAAAGGCAGAGAGACCGCGUCCCACGUCACAGCACAUCGAUAUUCCCUACCACCCACUGCACCACGAUCCUACAACUGCCCCGAUGUAUUCGAAUGCCGGCGGCAACAGUUCGUAUGUGAGCAUCGACAUGGUUGCUAAGGGUGGCAGUGCGUCUAUCCGUAAUAAUAUGGCGCUGGGUGUCGAUGACGAGAAGGAGAAUGGCCAAGUUCAGGUGGAGGACGGCAACAUGGUUAUCAAGAUGGGUCGUGAAAUGCCGUUGCUGUUCAUCGACGGUCCAUACACGGCACCUACCGAGCACUUCUUCAACUACGAGGUCGGCGUGCUCAUUGCUGCUGGUAUUGGAGUCACUCCUGCUGCAUCGGUCCUCCGUAGCGUGUACUUCCAGUGGAUCCGCGACAGAUACGCAAUGAACACGAAGAAGGUGUACCUAUUCUGGGUGUACCGCGACAUCGGCACGCUGGAGUGGUUCAAGGAUCUUCUGGUGGCUCUUGAUGAGGAAGGACUGAGCUCGAUUGUCCAGGUGCGCACGUACUUCACCGGAAAGAUCCCGGAGACACGCAUCCCGCAGCUUACGCCUCCUGACGACAAGUUCGGUCGACCAGGUCAUCAACACGUCGAUUGGCACCAAGUCCGCAUUGGCACAUUCUUCUGUGGACCUAAGCCCAUGGCACGCAAGGUCAGACGCGAGGCACACAGAUGGGAUAGCAUCCUGCACAAACAGAGCAAGACCAAGAUUGACUUCCGCAGUGAGUCAUUUGCAUAA